Molecule: messenger RNA, 807 nt
Organism: Chinchilla lanigera (long-tailed chinchilla)
Lineage: Eukaryota; Metazoa; Chordata; Mammalia; Rodentia; Chinchillidae
Exons: 3
Coding region: 27-791 (254 amino acids)
Source: RefSeq, a predicted model, not a curated record
AGAAGAGUGGGCCAGGCAGAGAAGAAAUGGAUCGGGUCCGUCAGAGAGUGGGCACAGCAGGUGCUCAAGAAGCUGCGCACGCUGCCGGAGUUCAGAGGGAGGGGCCGGUCCUUCCGCACCAGAGCGGAGGUGUGCGGGUUCCUGCCCUUCCCCAGCUGGAGCACGGGGUCUGCAGGCCCUGCCGCUUGUCCGCCCUGGGAGACAGGACCUGGUGGAGGUGGCAACUCUAUGGCAGGAGGAGGAAGUGGAGCUUCCACCCAAGGGCCGUGCGGCCCCCACCAGGCUGGCACACCGGGAGGCUCCCGAGCCAAGACCCUGCCCGGUACAGCCACAGAGUAACGAGCUCAGCUCCCCAGGACGACCCAGAAGGGAGGCAUAGCCCCGCCCACCUUGGUUGGUGGCUUCCUCUGCAGCAUGUCCACCGCUCUUUCCAGGGACACCUGAGUGGCGUCAGACCCUUCUUCCCAGCAUCCCUCUGUCCAGCCCUCGCUCUCUGUGAGCUGCUCACAUGGGGUCCUCAGGUGGAGCCAAAGCACCUGCCCAGCUGUGCACCUGCCCCCAGGAAGGGAACUGGAACCUGCUCUGCUCGGGAAGCUAGUCCCUUUCCUUCCAGGAUCCAAGCAGAAAGGCGGGGAAGACAUGCUGGACCACAGUUGACUGUGGGUAACUGGAGCUGCAGGAAGCAAAAUGAGGGGCACGAAUGGCAUCUGGAGCCAGACCCUGAAGAUCUCGAGGUGCUGGGGCGGCCGGAUUGGCCCCUGGCCUGCCCUAGCCUCCCUAGCUCUGUGUGAAGGCCGAAGCAGUAAA